This is a messenger RNA of Trichomonas vaginalis G3, 525 nucleotides long. RefSeq lists its product as uncharacterized. Bases 1 to 525 code for a protein of 174 amino acids. The transcript has a single exon. The record is from RefSeq and is a predicted model, not a curated record. Lineage: Eukaryota; Parabasalia; Trichomonadida; Trichomonadidae.
AUGACGAAAAUCACAGGUUCCUGCUCAAACAGUUUCCUGAGACUUAUGGUAACCCCAGAUGUUUACCAUGCUGAAAUAUUAACAUGUGUCCCUGUGAGAAGGCCAUUGGAUGUUCCUUCCGCCCUUCCAAAAUUAGGAAAAGUUUUAUCACACUCCGGAUGCGUCUGUAAAACAACAAAAGGAUACGUAUUAAUUGAAUAUAUGUCAGCCAACCAAGUCUUCGUUUCCAAAGUGUACAAUUUUAUGAACGGUAUGAAGGAAUUUGAUUUUAAGAAGUAUCAUUUUAAAUUAGACAUCGUAGAACCACAAGUUCCAAAUACAAAAGUAACAGUUAAGGAGUUUACUGAGAAAAUGAUCGAAUUUACCAAAGAUAAACAAUUUGAUACUUUUAGCCAUAACUGCCACCAUGCUAGAUAUGAUACAAUGCGUUUUUAUGGCAUGCAAUCAGAUAAUCCCGAUGCUGGCAAAUAUAAUUUAUUCUAUCAAGGUUUUGUUGACUAUUUCAAGAAAGAAUAUAGAAUUUAA